AUGAAUUUAUUGAAGAUACUAGAUAGCACGCCCGAGCCUCCGAUAAUAGAAUUAGAUUUGAGUGAAUCUAAUUUUAGUGGAGAUUAUCAAUUGGGUACUCCAAUGUAUGAGUAUCAAAAGGAGUUAACAGACCAGAUAAUAUCGUUACAUUAUCCGGAUAUAUUGAAAUAUUGCGAAACAAAUGACCAUAAGGAGCUUCUAGUCAAAUCCUUAGAGACUUGUAUUGAAAAUUGCAUGCUCGUCAAUACUCAUCCUUAUUUGCUAAUUAGCCAUUAUAUGCCAAAGAAUUUAGUUGUCAAAGAUAUGCCGGCGAAAUUAGCCGAUACAAGCGGUAAAUUCAAUGUUUUAAAGGACUUGGUAAACACCAUUAUUGCAAGCGAGAGUUUUCAAGUGAAAAAUGUCGGGUUGGUUUCGUCAAACAAUAUCAAAUUAUUUGAUCUUCUUGAGUCGUUACUAAUGAUUUGUGGGGGGAACAAGUGUGUCAAAAGAUAUGUGGGAAAUAAUAUCCAAAGAGGUUCAAAGAAGGCAAAUAAGGGAAAUGGUAUUAAUGGGAGCAACACGGCGCCAAAUACAACAAAGAAAUCAGCUGGCAGUGGUGGUGGUGGUGGUUAUAAUUUCCCAACCAUAAUUCAUCUCCUACCGACGGAUGGAGAUAUACAAAGAGAUAGGGAAAGUUUUGAAAACACCAAAUUUGACAUUUUGAUUGUAAUAGACGGCAAUGUCGAUACAAAUUCCGAUUUUUAUCAAUUGCUUAAAUCACAGAAUCGAACUAGUGAAGAAGAGAAACCUGCUGUGACAAUACGACUAAUCCCAUUGAAAACGGUUGAACAAAUAACACUAGUCUACCAAGAUGACAAAAACACUCCAGGCUAUUUAUACAAACUCAUCUCUUCAAUCGUUUGUCUCAGAGACUACAUUGGGAAUAUACCUCCAGAUGUGUUUCCGAUAUACAAUCAAAAACUCAAGUAUUUGGCACCCAAUUUCUUCAACCAUUUAUUUAACAAAGACAAAUCCGACUUUCCAGCUUGGCCAUUGCCGCCAUUACCAUCUAUUCAAAAGUAUACGCCAAUUGACGUAGAGCGAUCUUUGCUUACCGAAGCACAUUUUCAUUACACCCCAUACGGCCUGAACGCUGCUCCUCAGGAGGAAGCUGCAAUUCCAUCAUACUACGAACUUAAGAGGUUACAGCUGGACUACAUGAACAAUCCUUUGAAAAAUGACUAUAAUGAAUUGAUUGGCAUAUCUGGUCAAAUGGAAAGAGAAAGCACUGUGUUGACACAUAAAACUCUAUUGCAAUUAAACUCUAACUAUUUGAGAUUAAGCAGAGCUCAGCAAGAGUUGAAGUCGUAUGAAGAGUUUGAGACACCAGAGGUGGGAAAUAGAGUUGGACGGAGGGAAAGAGAAAUGAGGAUAACUGUAUCCAAGUUGUUUGACGAUUUGGAUCAUUCACGUCAGCGAAUUAAUAGCGGAAACAAAUGGAUUACAAAGAAACAAGAGCAAAUAGAGCAGCUAAAGAAUGAAACCAAAGAGAAGGAAACUGUUUUGAGAAAUUAUGAAUCCAAUGUAGAUGAUGCCGACGCAAAAAAGUUUGUACGAAAUCAGUUGAGAAUAUGGGAACUCCAAACACAAAUAAAGACACUUAUUGCACGUAUUCAAUCAAAAAAUGAUGAAAAAAAUUUUGCUUACAAAGAAUACCAAAACACCCUCACUUCAAUAUCAGACUCGAAAAAGGAGCAAGAAGAAGUUGAAUCGGAGUUAAAGCGUCUUUGCGAAAAGUACGAUGGAAUCGAACAAGAGCAAGAAAACAAAACCCUUGAGUUUAAAAAGAGAAAAAAACAGCUAACGGAUGAUAUAGAGGAGGUAGAAGCCUCAAAUGCGACUUUGGAGAGAAGACUCCAUGGAGCUUUUAAAUUCCUCAAAGACACAUCAUAUUUGAAAAAAAGGAAGGCUAGAACAAGUACGCCAAAUAAGUGA
Lodderomyces oxycetoniae is the source of this 1974-nucleotide messenger RNA. RefSeq lists its product as uncharacterized. Gene Ontology annotation, cellular component: nucleus; HDA1 complex. Bases 1 to 1974 code for a protein of 657 amino acids. NCBI's taxonomy places the organism in Eukaryota, Fungi, Ascomycota, Pichiomycetes, Serinales, Debaryomycetaceae. The transcript has a single exon. The record is from RefSeq and is a predicted model, not a curated record.